Drosophila sechellia is the source of this 2154-nucleotide messenger RNA. RefSeq names its product TAR DNA-binding protein-43 homolog (gene TBPH). Gene Ontology annotation, molecular function: RNA binding. The transcript has 7 exons. Lineage: Eukaryota; Metazoa; Arthropoda; Insecta; Diptera; Drosophilidae. Gene Ontology annotation, cellular component: chromatin; nucleoplasm. Bases 325 to 1920 code for a protein of 531 amino acids. Gene Ontology annotation, biological process: regulation of gene expression. The record is from RefSeq and is a predicted model, not a curated record.
AUACAAAGGAAAAGAAAAUCAAAACGGAAAGCGAGGAGAAAUGCUUUACUCGUCUGUUGAAAAUUUGUUGAGAUGUGAAUUGUAAAUAUUACCUGAUUCCUAUUUCGCACCGAUUGAAAGUGGUUAUGCAUCGAAGCGUGUGUUGUGUCAAGAACCGAGCGUGGAACGUACAGUGAAUACCUGAUUUUGCCUGGGUGUGAAUCGAAUUCGUGUGAGAGAGCGUGCGAUCUGAGAACUGGGAUCAGAAAUCUAUAUCUACUUGCCAUACGCAGUCAGAAAUUACAGCAACCAACUAAUCCCUGUCAAUAGUCAGCCUUCUAGGAAAUGGAUUUCGUCCAAGUGUCGGAGGAGGAGGGCGACGAGCCCAUCGAGCUGCCGGCUGAGGAGGAUGGCACUCUGCUGCUGUCCACACUGCAGGCGCAGUUCCCUGGAUCCUGCGGCCUAAAGUACCGCAACCUGGACACGAAGGCUGUGCGCGGAGUUCGCUCCAACGAGGGCAGACUGUUUCCGCCCAGCGUGGAGUCCGGCUGGGGCGAGUACGCUUACUUUUGCGUCUUUCCCAAGGAGAACAAACGCAAGAGCGACGAUAACUUGGAGAACUCAACUGCCAAGACCAAGCGCAUCGAGACCCGUCUGCGCUGCACUGAUCUCAUCGUGCUCGGCUUGCCGUGGAAGACCACCGAGGAGAGCUUGCGUGAGUACUUCGAGACCUACGGCGAGGUGCUGAUGGCCCAGAUCAAGAAGGACACCAAGUCGGGCCAGUCCAAGGGCUUCGGGUUCGUGCGCUUCGGCUCUUACGAUGCCCAGAUGCGCGUGCUCACCAAUCGCCAUCUGAUUGACGGCCGCUGGUGCGAGGUUAAGGUGCCCAACUCGAAGGGCAUGGGCCACCAGGUGCCUUGCAAAGUGUUCGUGGGCCGCUGCACCGAGGACAUAAACUCGGACGACUUGCGCGAGUAUUUCUCCAAGUUUGGCGAGGUCACUGAUGUGUUCAUUCCCCGGCCCUUCAGGGCCUUUAGCUUUGUAACCUUCCUCGACCCCGACGUGGCACAGUCCCUGUGCGGAGAGGAUCACAUUAUCAAGGGCGUUUCGGUCCAUGUGUCGAAUGCUGCCCCAAAGGCCGAGCAAAACAGAAACCAGCAGGUCCAGAGCUACAACUACAACUCUGCCAACAGCUUUGGCAUGCACUCAUACCACCCACAGGGUAACCACAUGAAUCCCGGCCGCAACGGACACCACCGAGGUAAUAACCAACACAAUGCUCACGGCGGUGAGAACGCAAUUGUGCCCAAUAAUCACAACAUUGGCACCGCCGGCUACGGCAUGGGUGGCAACAAUUACGGCGGGAACUCGGGCGGGGGCUACCACAACAAUGGCGGCAAUCACUCCAGUGGCGGGAACGCGAACCGCCAGGACGGCGGCAGCCAGUACAACAGUCGCCAGUCGAAUUUUCACGGGAUGAACCAGCCGCAUAACGGCAACGUGGGCGGCAGCAACGGCUGGAUGAACCGUGGCCACCUGGACAUGCCCAACCUGCAGGCGCUGGGCAUCAACUCGCAGGGAUCGAGCUCCUCCAACCAGGGCCAGAACAUGAGCAACCAGUCAAUGCUUAAUCUAAACUCAUUGCCCAUCAAUCCCGCACUGGUCGCUGCCGCCUUGAACCAGUGGAGCCUGGUCGGCAACCAGCUGCAGAACCAAAACCAGGACCAGCAGGGCGGCAAUUUUCUAUCCUGGAUGGCUCAGAACGGGGGCCACAACAACGCGAACAACUUUGGUGGACGGAAGGGGCCGAAUAACCCGAACAACAAUCCGGUCGCCAACGGAAUAAAGACCGACAACUCGGAGUCACAGAAUGGGAACACCGGUUGGUCGAACCAGAGCAGCGGAUCUCAAAACACCGCGGAGAAGUCAAACUUUCUUUAAGGCGGUGCCAGCCACCCAAUAAUGUGGUUAAUGAUAACCAACACCUCUGUAGCUUACUUAAAUUUACAUAUAUGUAUUCCACAUACAAACCAGUUAAGAAUUGUAUUUAAUAUGUAAUAGCUAUUUUGAUAAUUGUAAACAAGAUGACACUGGAUGGCUAAUAACACAAUUUAUAAAACACACUUCGAAAUAAAUUCUGCGCCAAAGCUCAGUAAAAAGCUCUGCAUUAUAGAA